Varanus komodoensis (Komodo dragon) is the source of this 1725-nucleotide messenger RNA. RefSeq names its product zinc finger protein RFP-like. Lineage: Eukaryota; Metazoa; Chordata; Lepidosauria; Squamata; Varanidae. The record is from RefSeq and is a predicted model, not a curated record. Gene Ontology annotation, molecular function: zinc ion binding. The transcript is spliced from 5 exons. The annotation marks the transcript as partial.
AGGCGCUCCAGGUCCUGCGAGGAGUGAGUUGUUUCAGCUGGCUUGCUCCGGGGUAUCUUUCUCUUCCUACCCAAUUCGGUUAUUAUCUGGCCUGCUGCUCGGAUGUUUAGGUGGCUCUGCGUCGAGUCAAAUGUUAAAUUAUCUCCAGUCUAGCCUUCAUUCGCUUUCAAAACUUGGUACUCCCCACCCCACUCUGGUUAGCAGGGCGACAAGCAGGGGAGGUUUCCAUGGGGAAACAGGGCUCUGCUUGGGGCCACGUGCAAUCCUAUUUUAAUUCUUCCCUGGAAAAUUCCUUGUGUCUUCCCCUGAUUCUGAUGGAGUCUCACCUGCGAACUGAUUCCUCGCACAUCCCUACUCCAGACUUGGCUCUUCCAGACGUCCGUGAAGACGGCCACGUGAACCUUGAGCAUCUCCCUGCUGGGAUGGGGCGUUAGUGCAGUGGUGCUGAUCUGCCGUCCCCGUUGGCACCUCCGUCCUGGGACUGGGAGGGAUAUUGACUGCUCUCAGCCUGGGGGCCACUGGCUUCUGUUCCAUCCUCUGGACAGAAAGGCCAGGCAAAGCCCACCUUGUCCUGAAGGUUCCCCCUUUCCUGUUGUGCUGUCUCAAUCCAUCCAGCCCUGUGGCUUCACUCUCAUGUGCCUCCAGCAAAGUGCCCACCUGAUCCCCUCUCCCCAAACCUUGCAUAUAACAGACAGGGCAUAAAAAUAUCCAGUACAGAAACCCUCAGAGCGAGGCCGGGCCGGGCUCACAUUUACGAGAAGGAAACUCCCACUUUCUGAUCUGUGGAAAGUGAAAGUGCUGUGUGCAGAAGCCAUGGCUGCUGCCCCCAAGAGCACCGUCCGGGCUCUCAGCGAGGAAUCCACUUGCCCCAUCUGCCUGGAUUAUUUCAGGGAUCCCGUGAUCAUUACAGAAUGUGGGCACAAUUUCUGCCGAGCCUGCCUGAGCCAGAGCGGGGGGGAAUCAGAUGCACAGGCCUCCUGCCCCCAGUGCAGGGGGACCUUCCAGAAGACGAACCUCCGGCCAAAUCGGCAGCUGGCCAUGAUUGUGGAAAUCGCCCAGACGUUAAGAGGGCAGGGGGUCAAAGGUGAUGAAGGGAAGGUGCAACUCUGUGAGACUCACCAGGAGCCCCUGAAACUCUUCUGCAAGGACCACGAAGCCCUCAUCUGCCUGGUGUGUGACAAAGCAAAGGAGCAUGAAGGUCACAAGGUGAUUCCCCUGGAGGAGGCCUCCCAGGAGUACCAGGAUCUGCUGCAGCGUCGCCUGGAGAGUCUGAGGGAUGAGAGAGGAAGGAUUUUGGCAUGUAAAGCAGAGGCAGAAAGGGAGAAGCAGGCGCUGCUGGAGCAAACAAAGGCAGAGUGGGAGGAGACGGUGGCUCAGUUCAGGCGCCUGCAUCACUUUCUGGAAGAGCAACAGAAGCGUCUCCUGGCCCAGGUGGACGAGCUGCAGGAGGAGAUUGCCAGGAAAGCGGAGGACCACCUGGCCUGGCUUUCCAAGGAACUCUCUUCCCUUGAAGGCAUCAUGCGGGAGGUGGAGGAGAAGAGUCGGCAGCCGGCAGCUGAACUCCUGCAGGAUGUGAGAAGCACCUUGCAGAGAAGUGAGAAGGAGCCCUGUGAGAUCCCAGCGGCUUUCCCUCUGGAGCUGAAACGGAGGAUCUGGUACUUCUCUGAUCGAAAGCCUGAUCUGGAGGGAUGGAGGAAGCAAUUCCUUGGAGUCAUGAGUGAAUCC